Penaeus chinensis is the source of this 830-nucleotide messenger RNA. RefSeq names its product vitelline membrane outer layer protein 1-like. The record is from RefSeq and is a predicted model, not a curated record. The coding region runs from base 102 to 746 and encodes 214 amino acids. NCBI's taxonomy places the organism in Eukaryota, Metazoa, Arthropoda, Malacostraca, Decapoda, Penaeidae. The transcript has 5 exons.
UGGCGCUGAGAACCACUAUUUAUGCACAAGACACAGAUGGUGUGGUCUUCAUAAGCAGUCAUUCACUGAGACACAUAAAACGAUUCUUCACUUUCAUCACCAUGAUCUUGUGGAGCGUGGCCCUUCUGCUUGUGGCUGGGACAUGCACAGCCGACGAAGAACCCCGCGAUGAGACCCACAUCAUUCUGGCGCUGGACUGGGCCAUGAACUGGGGCGAGUGGGGACCGCAGGUUUAUUGUCCUCUCGGCACUUUCGCCUACGCCUUCCAGAUCAAGGUAGAGGGCGAGGACCACUUGGACGACACGGCUAUGAACGGCAUCGAGCUCUUCUGUCGCGCCCCAGCUGAUGUAGGGCACGAAGGACAGCCACCCAAGAAGGACGCUAAGGAAUUCAGCAUUACCUCUACCGUCCAGCAGUGGGGGGACUGGAAAGGCAAACGAGAAUGCGGGACUGGCUACCUCACCGGCCUCCGCAUGAAGAGCGAGGAGGACCAAGGCUUCUUCAUCGACGACACAGCGGCCAACGACCUCGAAAUGCAAUGCAACUGGUCCACCGACACACUCAACGGCGGCGGCGACCACUGGGGCCACUGGAGCAACUGGGAGUCAUGUCCGCACAACUGGGCGAUCUGUGGCAUCGAGACCCGAGUGGAGGCAGACAGUGCCACAGAUGACACCGCUCUCAAUAAUGUGCGGAUGUUCUGCUGCAGCUAUGACGACCUGCCACCGACUUUUGCCCCUAUGUAAUGCAAAUGGGUUUGGCCUAAAGUCAAGGCAAUGUACUGAGACUCAGUUCUCAUUUUUAAUCAUAAAACUGUCCUGAAAUGGAAA